CGAACAUCUCGAGGACAGCCUGUAUGAGACGGUCUUCUUUCGUGUGCUGCCGCGUUGGACGCCUAUAAGCUGAGGAUUAACUUCACCUUUUUGUUCCCCGAUACCCGGAAGUAUCUCAGACAUUGCCCAGAGAACCCAUUGUCUCAUGCAGGAAUAAGUCCUGGCAGGUUCUUUGACUUCUUCCAUUCUCUUAUCGAGUGCCCAAACUCGCAGCAGGAACCGCUGUGCUAUUCCGGAGAUGUCUCGAGAAGGCGUCGAGUCCAAGGCGAGCUCUGUCACUUCGGUUGACGGCCGCCAGGGCUUCCUCGAGCCGCGCCAACUUCACGUGCCAGAGACUGUUCUCGGGGGAGCUCGGAGAUGGAAUACAGGGGACCUGGGAUCAAGACUGGCAGUCGAUAUGGUUAGCGCUGCGACUGCUGGUGCCCUCAUAUGUCCGAUGAUCACCAUUAUUGACAAAUCGAUUAUUGAGAAAGCAGCAAAGGGGAUAUCAAUUCAAUCGAGUUUGGCCUCAUCAUUGAAGGUCAUGAUAACAAAACCCCAUCGAUUCCUCACUUCGACUCCCUUCCUGCUCAUUUACACUCUUUACUCAUCCACGUACCUCUCCGCCAACCUGAUCGACACUGCCGUGUCAACUAUGGAAGAUAAGGCUUAUAACAAUGUAUCGACCGGAUUCAUGAAAUUCCUAACCACGGCAUUGGUGAACAUGUCAAUAUGCGUGUAUAAAGACUCCCGGUUUGUUAAGAUAUUUGGAACCCAAGGACAAGGAAACAAACCGUUAUCAGCAUCCGCAAAGGGCCUAACUGCUGCUGGUGCUGUGACUCCACAGAUCAAAGCAGCGGCCGCGUGCCUACCGCAAAGCGCACCAAAGAUUCCAAUAACAUCAUAUGGUCUCUUCUGCUUCCGAGAUAGUAUCACCAUCUUUGCUUCCUUCAAUCUCCCGCCCAUAGUAGCCAGAUAUGUACCGGAUGCAGUUGCAUCAAAUCAACUGCUCUGAUUGAGUCAAUUGAAGGCAAGGCUGGAAAGCAUCCAGCUAAUCAGCACGCCCUUCCACUUGCUAGGACUGGACCUCUAUAAUCGCCAGCCUCCUGGCGGGCUACC
Molecule: messenger RNA, 1098 nt
Organism: Trichophyton rubrum CBS 118892
Lineage: Eukaryota; Fungi; Ascomycota; Eurotiomycetes; Onygenales; Arthrodermataceae
Exons: 2
Coding region: 239-994 (251 amino acids)
Cellular component (GO): mitochondrion
Source: RefSeq, a predicted model, not a curated record